AUGAACACAGUGGGGGCCACCUGCAGCCUGGCCUCCGCGGCGAACUUGGUGAUGGUGGCCUGUUCCAAGGACGCAGAGUUGCCCUGCGCGGGCUCCGGGGACCCGCGCGUGUCCCACAUGGUCUCCUGGGUCAAGCUGACGAAGGGCAGUGAAGAGAGGCUUGAGGAAACCCAGAAAGACCUGUACUAUCAGUACUCCAUGGAGUCCUCUGGCGGGAGGCUGUAUUUUCUGAAGAUCCGGAACACUACCAACUACCACUCGGGGACAUACAAGUGCAUGCUGGAGGAACCGGCAGGGCAGAGUCUCCAAAACAGCACUGUGGUCUUGAAGGUGACAGGAUGCCGUGAAGAAGACAGUUUUAGUAAAUACGGAGCUGACAUUGUGCUGCUGUUGGUGCUGGUCAUUUUCUAUACAACACUCAUCAUUUUCACUUGGAAGUUUGCACGGCAUCAGAACAUAUUUCCAGAGUUUUUAAAAUCUGGCAUGGAAUCAGCUUUUCUCUUAGUUACUUCCCCCUCCCCCCCAAAGCCUUUGGAACUGAUGACUGUCAAGACAGAACCAGUAUGAGCAGGAUUUCUGCAGGACUCAAAGGUUCAGUGCUGUGCCUGUAUCACACCAGGCCUGAGAACGAGCCCCAUGAUGAAAAAUGGCAUCCUUCCUGUGAAGUCCUUCACCAACUGGAAUGCUCAGAAGUGAACUCCAUCCCACUUUUUGUGGAUAGGACUUUGAAAACCAUUACGGAACCACAUAGCCUAGAAUCACCUGUAGGUGCUCUCUGUGGGGCUGCUGAUAACUUGCUCAGACUUUUAUUCAGCCAUCUGGUCAACCUCUUGGAAGCAUUUUUCAGUCAGAUAAAAGUUAGAGUGAGAUUCACUUGGAACAGGGUCUUAGGAAAUAUGAACGCCCAGAGCUGGCCUCAGGACAGACUCUUGAGGACAGUUGUCUUCUUUCACAUAUGGAAAACAUAUCAUUGAAUGUGCUAUGUUUUCUUGUAAUUGCCCAGAUGUUUUAAGUCUGGGAGAAAUUAACAGGCCAAGCUGUGAGACAGUGGGAAAUAUUUAGCAAAUAAUUUCCUGGUGUAAAGGCCCUGUUAUUACUAAGGAGUAUUAUGUGUACAUAGAAAUAACAGGUCAAUGAACUGUUCCUCAACAGGGCCUUUUCAUCUGGGAAAGACAUCCAUAAAGGAGCAAUAAAGAAGAGUGCCACAUUUAUUUUUAUAUCUACGUAUACUGUCAAAGAAGAA
This is a messenger RNA of Condylura cristata (star-nosed mole), 1243 nucleotides long. It is a transcript of the gene CD83, whose product is annotated as CD83 molecule. Lineage: Eukaryota; Metazoa; Chordata; Mammalia; Eulipotyphla; Talpidae. Bases 1 to 567 code for a protein of 188 amino acids. The record is from RefSeq and is a predicted model, not a curated record. The transcript is spliced from 5 exons.